Molecule: messenger RNA, 2578 nt
Organism: Physella acuta
Lineage: Eukaryota; Metazoa; Mollusca; Gastropoda; Physidae
Product: glutamate receptor ionotropic, kainate 3-like
Cellular component (GO): membrane
Molecular function (GO): ligand-gated monoatomic ion channel activity
Source: RefSeq, a predicted model, not a curated record
UGCCCGGGUCCAACGACGCCAGACUGUACUCGGAUAUCGCCGAGAUCAUGAUGCGAGACACGACCAAGUCCAACCCCAAGUCGGAGGGCAACUGCAAGCUGUUGUUCAACCCGCUCAACCUGAACAAAACGAACGGGGAGGCCUUCUAUGACAGUCUUGUGAAGGCCAGAGACAACUUCGACAGCAGUAACGUCGCCGUGGCCAUCGGUCCUUUCAUCGAGGUGUUUUCAUCGACCUCCUACGUCAUCACCAAGCAGGUGCACAUGCUGACGUCAGCUGCCGGACAGAAUGCCGGCAUGAUGGAUCCCAAACGUGUGGUCUCGAUCUUACCGGAACCCAGUUCCUUAUCGACGGGUAUAGCAAAGACGGUGAUCAGGAUAGGAUGGAAGAAUGUUGCAUUCCUCGCACAAGAUGACUUCUCCCCCGUGCUGAGCCUGGGGCAGAACAACGUCACCGUGUGGCCCAUACGUCUCCCAAAUAAGGUCAGGUCACCAGAUGACCCGGAACUCGUCAGAAACCUGAUCGAACUGCGCAAGUCAGAAAAAGAGAGGUUCAUCCUACACUCAAACAAGCGAGAUGUCGUCAUGAAUGUUCUCAUAGCGGCGCAGCAACUCCAUCUACUCCAUCACUCAAUCGAAUGGUUUGUUACCUACCCUGACUUUUACGAUCUGAUCAGGGAAAACGAAACAUGGCCGGGUACUCUAUUUGGGCUGCAACUGCUCGUCUCCUCCAAGAUUCCACCCAAUAUUUCUGAGGUCGUGAAGGCCAACAACAUGACCUUGUCCCGUCUGGAACUCGGGUUGGCCGUGGACGUGGUUGGCAUCCUGAAACACGUCAUCAUGAACGAGUACAAGAACUGCGUCACGCCGGUCGUCACCGAGAACAAAUUCGUGUCUAACGAGAUCUUCCAGUGGCAACUGGAGAACCAGGUUACACAGCGUGAUACCAUGCGCUACCACGGUGCCUUGGGUGAGUACGCCUGGCACAAGGAGACCAAGGUCCGAACAGGUUUCAACAUCGACAUCAUCAUGUACCACAACGGUAAACCUACCAGGGCCGGCAACAUCACGUUCCACAACAACGACUGCACCGUGAACUACUUCAAGUCUAGGGUCAACAGGACCAGAGCCAAGGAGCACUUCCUGUUCGGGAAGGACGAGAUUCUUAGAGUGGCGACUAAAGAGCAAGAUCCCUUCGUCAUAAAGAGAGGUGACGGCUACAUCGGGUUCAGCAUUGACCUCCUGGACCUGCUCAAGAAGAAGGUCAACUUCUCCUACGAGCUGUUUGAGGCAGAGGACGUCAAGACCAACGGCUCUAGUCCCCUGGGGGAGAACGGGAUGGUGUACGCUCUACAGACGGGGAAUGCCAGUAUGGCUAUAGGUGCCCUGGAGGUCUCAGCAGAGAGGGAGAACACCAUCUCCUUCUCCUACACCAUCCUCUCCUCCCAAGCCUCCAUCCUCAUCAAAAAGGCGGACAGCACCACAAACUUCUUCCAGUUUCUGGGGCCAUUUUCUGCAUGGCUGUGGCUGAUGAUCCUAGUGUUUAUAAUGGUGGCUGGUGUCUCGCUAUACGUCAUGAGCAGGUUCGAUCCCACCCAGGAAGGAAACAUCCAGCGGUUUGAUCUGAAGGAGAGUCUGUGGUACAGCAUCAACAUCGUCUUACAGGGAUCCACAGACUAUUCCCCGCAGACGACCUCCAUGCGAGCCAUCAUCGCCUUCUUCUGGUUCUGUGUUCUGAUCAUUGAGGCGGCCUACACGGCCAAUCUGGCAGCUCAUCUCACACUCCAGCAGAUAGACAACCGCAUCAAAACCGUGCAUGAUCUGGCCAGUCAGACGCUGCUUAGGUACGGCGUGGAGAAGGGGACAGAACUGCAUAAAUUCUUUCAACUCCAGAAAGAGGACCCCUACCAGAGGAUGUGGACCUUCAUGAAGCUCCACGAGGCCGACGUCGUCUUGGAAAACACAACGGAAAUCAUAGACCAGGUCAAGGCCGGAAAACUUGCCUUCAUCGCAGACGGCGUCACCAACGGUUACUAUGCCAACCAACACUGUGGGAUCGAGAGUAUAGAGCAGAAUUUUGGGAGCAAGGAUUUUAGCUUGGGCUUUCCAAAAGGGGCUCCGUAUUUAGACGACAUAAACAGGGCUCUGCUCCAGCUCAAGGAAGAGGGGGCUCUGGACACAUUGAAAGAAAAGUGGUGGUCUACUGGACGAAACUGCACGGAAAAAGACAAGUCCAGAUCCAUCAGUCAAAAGACCACGCCCGAACUAGAACUGACCAAUAUGAUUGGUGUCUUCAUCGUUCUCGCUGUUUUCAUCAUACUAGCUGUCGUUGUGGACGUGGGGAGCCGGUUCUACAAGUUUGAGAAGAGCAAGAGAGAGGAGAAGACGAUGGGAGGGAGUACAAAAGUGAGGGAGGAGGAUGGGAGGGGUGAUAAGAUUGAGAUGAGGAAUGGGAAAUGAUAUAUGUUUGGGAGUAGGUGUGGAUCGGAGAAAGAGUUUGGUUAGUGUAUGUGUAAAAUUUAGUUCAAAGAAAUAAUAAGACAUUAAGAAUGGUUUGGUUAGGGUAUGGUACCGUGUAA